CUGGCAUACAUAGUAUUUGACAAUUUUCCAUAUUUUUGGUUCAUAGAAGUGUUAAAUGUUGCGAAGUUUUAUUAAAAAACCAUCUCCAACAGUUACAAGAACAAAACAUGAAGUUAGGAAUACCUGAACGUUUAUUUUGAGACACGCCAUCUCUUAUUUGUAUGCAGAAAGUUUAACAGUUAACUGUCAGGAGUAUUUCCCCCUCUCUUCGAUACUGAAAAAACAACAUAGCCUCACAUUUAUCGCUGUUUGUGUUUGUUUUUGUUCUUUGUUUGAUUUCACAAAAAAGUGUUUCCAAUGGCGUCCAACGAAGACGAUUUCUGGAAUGAAAGUUCCUCAAGCCAACAAAAUUUCUUUGAUGGCGAUGAUGAAGUUACACCCGAAGAAGAUGUUUUUAGUGGUGUUUCGCAGCCGCAAGCUGUGUUACCAAUUGAUGCGCUUAUUUCCAAGGAGGACCUAAAGAAACUUUUAGACGAUAUGGAUUAUGAGGAGGAGCAAGUGGGGCUUUCGCCUGAGGAUGCUAUCAAGAAAAUGUUUUGUGGGCGGAACGUCCCACUUACCCCAUAUAAGUCUCUUGAAGAUAAAUUGAAAUUGUUAGAUACUGCAAUUGAUAUUGCUGAUGGGGACAGUAUUCUUACCGUACUACUUUUCAUGAAGAAGACUCUAUGUCCCAACAUAUUUUAUACUCAACUGGCGAAACGAAACAUUGCAGUCGUACAGUAUGCCAAUUAUCUCGUAGAUGCUAAUGACUCAGAGGGACUUGUUGAGUUGUUCUUAGCUACUAGAAACAUUUCAUAUAUGAAACAAAUAUACUACUUGUUGGCGAAAGAUGAUUUAAGCCGAGACAGUUUGUUAAAAAAACUGCAGCAGUUUAACGUGAACCACGCGCAUAAUUUUUAUUCGCCUGAAGAGAGAUGGGAAAUUGAGGAGAAUAUAGCAUUUCUAGAAUUUCAGAUUAAGCACAAUUUGAGUAGCAAAUCUGUGAUAGAACUACUAACUAAUUUGUACAUGACGAACGAUAACAGUGGACUCAUAGAUGAGUUCCAGAAACAGUUUAAAAUUGACAGUUUCCAAAGCGAUUGGGUGAUGAUGAGUGUUUGUUGCAAGUUGCAAAACUGGGAUAAACUGUUGACCACAUUUAUCAACAAAAGCGUGUGGGUUAUUAAAAAACGUGUGCUGAAGUCGAGCAUAAGGCCCGAUUUAUUCGUCCUUGCGAUCAGCCGUUAUAAACCACCAGAAAAUAUACUUGAACAGUUCAUAGGCUGCGUAAGCGAUGCGUCGAAAAGGUUAGCCCUGGCAGAAAAAUUAGAUGUACAUACGUACGUUAUUAACUAUUACGUUGAACAAAAGGACAAAAUGGCGCUUUUGAAAUACAUGGAAAGGGUUGAACCUGAAAGCCAGGCGAUGUAUUUGCUCAAAAGUAGCCUCAAUAACCCGGAUAUUAAAUGGAAGAACUGACGUAACAUAGAACAAGUGUUUUUUAUUGUAAAUUUUAUUUACAUAAAUAAACGAAUUUGUUGCUGCGUUUGAAAUAGGAAGAAAUAAUACUGAUACAUUAACAUGUUUUGUGUAUACUCUUAAUACAAAGUCUUACUUAAUUGUUACUUAAUAAAUAACAUUUCUCAUGUGUAAUGC
This is a messenger RNA of Tribolium castaneum (red flour beetle), 1635 nucleotides long. It is a transcript of the gene Vps16B, whose product is annotated as Vacuolar protein sorting 16B. Gene Ontology annotation, biological process: vacuolar transport; intracellular protein transport. Gene Ontology annotation, cellular component: cytoplasm. Bases 298 to 1458 code for a protein of 386 amino acids. Lineage: Eukaryota; Metazoa; Arthropoda; Insecta; Coleoptera; Tenebrionidae. The record is from RefSeq and is a predicted model, not a curated record. The transcript has 10 exons.